Molecule: messenger RNA, 1097 nt
Organism: Quercus lobata
Lineage: Eukaryota; Viridiplantae; Streptophyta; Magnoliopsida; Fagales; Fagaceae
Exons: 2
Coding region: 252-767 (171 amino acids)
Source: RefSeq, a predicted model, not a curated record
AAGCUGCACCAAAAUUUUGGGUGUGCAAGCAAAAACAAAAAAGGCAGAGAAAAAAGAAAAGCUGUUGAGUGAGUAUAUGUAUAAGCCCAGCCAACCAUAAGAAACCCCCGAAAAAGACCACGGCCACCCACUCUUAUACUUUCCAUUUCUUCCCACCACUUCUCUUUCUCUCUUCCAAACAUCUUUCUCAUUCAAAUACUGGACGAAAACUACCAAGCAAUCAGCUGCUUUUUUUUCUUCUCAAAUUCCGGAUGGGGUUGUUGAAGAAAAUAGCGGGCUUCUUAGGGUUCUCUAAAGACGACAAUCACGAAUCCAAAGACGAAGACGACGAUAACAACAACAACAUCAACAGCAACAACAACAACAAUUCCGAAGCUCAGACCCAUGGCAAUAGUAAUCGGUCUUCUGCCCAUUUCCAAGAAACGGGUCUUCCUCGUAGAGGCUUCAGUGUUCCCGUCCAGGUCUCGCUCGAGCGACCCCAUCUUGGACCUCUCCUCUCUCCUUGUAUUCCCCCUGACGCCGCUGUUCAGGGUCUGAGAUGGUAUACCAAGGCUCUUAGGAUAGAUGAAGAUGGAGAUGUAGCAGAUGAGUUCCUCGAUGAGGUCCUGCUGGAGUCAUCAACCUCUACAGAAGAUCAUCAAAGGUCAUUUCCGAAGUUUGAAGUAAAGUACAGUACCAGGCCGGCUAAAGUGAAGAGCUUGCUCUUGGCUUCUGAUGGGAAAAUUCGACAGUGUGUGGAGCACCAAGGUAGAUUGCAGUGGGUAUAGAGGAUCCUUAAAAAGAAAGUAAUCAGAAUUCUGGGUGGUAGGGUUUGUUAGUGAAAAAACACAAGUAUGUUGUCGAUUUGUUGAUUUAGAAACAUCUUUGAUUGGUUGUCUGGUAUGGACUCUGGAACCCUGCUGCAACCCUUUGUAUCAAUGUCUGUGUUGACAUGCAUCCAUGGAUUUUCUCAUAUGGUUCCUAAUCGAUCUGUAAUUGUUGGCAACUGUUGCGUCUGGCCAUAAAUGUAAAAGUUUAGUGUUUGACAUCAGUGGUGUCUAUUUGUAUACACAGAAAAUGCAAUUUGAUGAAUUUUAAACGCUUGGCUUUGGUUCAAA